CUCAUCAUUCUUCUCUGCAUCUUUGUUUUCUUCUUCGUUUUUAUAGACUGCUUGCUUAUAUCUAUAGUUUCAGACCGUCGCGUUUUAGAUCGUCACCGCCUCAGGGGCUCCCUAGCCUGUUCAACAUGUCCGAUCUGCCCCGCCUCGUCCCCGAAACGUCGCAUCAAUCUUCGCCUCGUUCACAGCAUGACUUCUCUCCAUCGUGUCCUUUCUGUGUUAUAGCACGCACAUACAGUCCCAUAUCGCCGUUAGCCGCGGCGGAAGACAGCCUGGAGCUAGAUCCCGACAAGCUCGAGCCGCCAUCGUUCGUCCUCUACUCAUCGGCACAUGUCAUAGCGUUCUUGGAUAUCAUGCCCCUGACGAGGGGCCAUGUGCUUGUUGCACCUCGGAAGCAUCGAGUCAAGGUCGGUGACUUGAGUCCAGAUGAAGGGGCUGAGAUCGGGCGUGUUCUUCCCGUGUUAGCACGCUCAGUAAUGAAAGCAGUCAUGCCAGAUAUACCACACGAAGAGGCCGAUUACAAUGUUGUUCAGAAUAACGGUCCUGGAGCGGCCCAGGUCGUCCCACAUGUGCAUUUUCACAUUGUGCCGCGGCCACCUUUGAACUAUGUCACGCCUCCAAGGGCGCCGUCAGCGUCGAAAAGGAAGCAGUAUCCGCCCAAUGCUCAACCAUCCGGACACAAACGAACGAUGAUCCUGUUUGGACGCGGAAUGCGAGACGACCUAGACGACGAUGAUGCCGCCGUACUAGUGGAAGAUAUGAGGCGAUGUAUAAAGGAACAGUGGGUGGUGAGCUUCAGUGAAAAGCGGGAAGCUGAAGUGAGCGACAACUCCAAGGGAAACGGCGGAACGAAGAAAGGCGCAUGGAAAGUCUAGCACUACACCUCUUGGACGAGAUCCAAAAAACUUGACCGAAUUCUAAGCGCUCGUCGCAGCUGCUAAGAAACGGAUAUAACCAAAAUUGAACAGCAGGCCUCAAAAGAAAAUAGCGCUACAGCCGAAUUGUAGUUGAGGUGUAUCCUCAAUGGUAUGCCAUUUCAAGGUGCAAAGGAUCGACUAUGAGGGGUUCUGUGACUCCCGAAAAUGCUGGAAAAUUGUCCGCUCCUGCC
Molecule: messenger RNA, 1105 nt
Organism: Exophiala xenobiotica
Lineage: Eukaryota; Fungi; Ascomycota; Eurotiomycetes; Chaetothyriales; Herpotrichiellaceae
Exons: 4
Coding region: 126-872 (248 amino acids)
Biological process (GO): nucleotide metabolic process
Molecular function (GO): catalytic activity
Source: RefSeq, a predicted model, not a curated record